Lagenorhynchus albirostris (white-beaked dolphin) is the source of this 1854-nucleotide messenger RNA. Its product is annotated as cytoplasmic tRNA 2-thiolation protein 1-like. Gene Ontology annotation, cellular component: cytosolic tRNA wobble base thiouridylase complex; mitochondrion. Bases 114 to 1157 code for a protein of 347 amino acids. Gene Ontology annotation, biological process: tRNA wobble position uridine thiolation. The transcript has 3 exons. Gene Ontology annotation, molecular function: tRNA binding. The record is from RefSeq and is a predicted model, not a curated record. Lineage: Eukaryota; Metazoa; Chordata; Mammalia; Artiodactyla; Delphinidae.
UUUCUGGGAGUCGUAGUUAUCUUACCUGCUUCCGCGUUUUCUCUGAGCCUGGACCGUCCGGCGCGGGUUCUACUCAGGAGAAGCCAACCCUCCCGCCUCGCCAGGACCCCGCAAUGCCCGCCCCGCAGUGCGCCUCCUGCCACAAGGCGCGAGCCGCCCUCCGCCGUCCGCGCUCGGGCCAGGCGCUGUGCACCACCUGCUUCUGCGCCUCCUUCGAGGCCGAGGUGCUGCACACCGUGGUCGCGGGCCGCCUGCUGCCGCCCGGCGCCGUGGUGGCCGUGGGCGCCUCGGGCGGCAAGGACUCCACUGUGCUGGCGCACGUGCUGCGCGAGCUGGCCCCGCGCCUGGGCAUCUCGCUGCACCUCGUGGCCGUGGACGAGGGCAUCGGCGGCUACCGGGACGCGGCGCUGGCGGCCGUGCGGCGGCAAGCAGCACGCUGGGAGCUCCCGCUCACCGUCGUGGCCUACGCAGAGCUCUUCGGGGGCUGGACGAUGGACGCCGUGGCCCGCAGCACGGCCGGCUCCGGCCGCAGCCGCUCCUGUUGCACCUUCUGCGGGGUGCUGCGACGCCGGGCGCUAGAGGAAGGGGCGCGCCGCGUGGGAGCCACGCACGUCGUGACGGGACACAACGCCGACGACAUGGCGGAGACGGUGCUCAUGAACUUCCUGCGGGGCGACGCGGGCCGGCUGGCGCGCGGCGGGGGCCUGGGCUCUCCGGGCGAGGGGGGCGCCCUGCCGCGCUGCCGCCCGCUGCAGCUGGCCUCGCAGAAGGAGGUGGUGCUGUACGCGCACUUCCGCCGCCUGGACUACUUCUCCGAGGAGUGCGUGUACGCGCCCGAGGCCUUCCGCGGCCACGCGCGCGACCUGCUCAAGCUGCUGGAGGCGGCGCGGCCGUCGGCGGUGCUGGACCUCGUGCACUCGGCCGAGCGCCUGGCGCUGGCCCCGGCCGCGCGGCCCCCGCCCCCCGGCGCCUGCUCCCGCUGCGGGGCGCUGGCCAGCCGCGCGCUCUGCCAGGCCUGCGCCCUCCUGGAAGGCCUGAACCGCGGCCGGCCCCGCCUGGCCAUCGGCAAGGGCCGCCGGGGGCUGGACGAGGAGGGGCCGCCGCGGGAGCCACAGCCGUCCGGACCCCCCACUUCGGAGCCCAUCCCUGGCUUCUAGAGACUCCAGUUCUCCGCUGGGAUCCGACGACGUGGGAGUGCGGGGCGGCCUGUAAAUGACACUGUGAAGGAACCCGAGUUACCUUAGCCCGGGCUUCGGUGUGAGGUUGGGAAGGGGUCGGAACCCCUCACCUGUGGUCCUGCAGAAGCUGGGGCUCUGGGCUCCUGGGGCUGCGGAGGACUCCUGGGUGUCUGGGGGACCCCUGGGCCUCAGAGAGGAGAGAACUGUACAACUUUGCAUUCCUGAGCGAGUGGGAAUUAGGGGGCUUCUUGCCUGGACCUCUGUGGGGCUCUGGGCGUGCUCAGAUAGUCCUAACCCUUCUUGAGCGCCUGCUGUGUGCCUCAUGUUUCAUGUUUGCCUGCAGUGGGAUAAGCAAAGCCAUGUAACGUGAUGGGCACGUCAGUUACAGCAAUCGUGAUGCUUCUGUGUGAGCGCUGUGUACAGGGCAGGCGCUGGAUCAUCUCAUUUCAUCCUCACCACGAUCUCUUUGGCUGUAGGCUUGUUACCGAGGCCAAGCUCGCUCUGCUCCCCGCACCACAGGCCAAUAAGUCGGAGAGGAAGUGUUGAGGCAAGGAAUACGACUUUAUUCCGGGUUUGGUUGCCAGUUUCUUUUACAGCACAGAGAGGGCGAGAAGAUGAGGAAGUAAAGUGAAAAGGCCAUAAGUUUUUCAAAUAUCCCCUGGAAUGGCCAGCCUCG